Messenger RNA from Caenorhabditis elegans, 1820 nucleotides. It is a transcript of the gene C01F1.6, whose product is annotated as Ankyrin repeat domain-containing protein. The record is from RefSeq and is marked reviewed. The coding region runs from base 42 to 1412 and encodes 456 amino acids. NCBI's taxonomy places the organism in Eukaryota, Metazoa, Nematoda, Chromadorea, Rhabditida, Rhabditidae. The transcript has 5 exons. Gene Ontology annotation, cellular component: endoplasmic reticulum membrane.
AGGACCUCUUCUCCAUCUGGUCCUCUACCACAUCCGUCAUGAUGUCAUCGAAAUUUCGAACAGAAGACGCGUGGAUAAUAGGCCAACGAAUGGCAGCACGUCUCGACCAUGAAGCCUAUCCCCUACAUAAAGCCGCAUUCUUUAACGAUACACAUUCGAUAGUGCAAUUGCUGAGAGCCGGUCGAAGUCUAUCGGAAAAGGAUACACACGGAAAUACGGCAUUACAUAUUGCGACGAUGUUGGGACAUCGAGAGGCUAUAGCCAUUUUAUUGGCCAAUAAUGCGCCUGUCAGAAUUAAGAAUAUUGAUGGAUGGAAUCCGUUGAUGGAGUCUGUUAGCUAUGGGGAUCGGCAGAUUAUAACCGAAAUGCUGCGAAAGCUGAAAACGCAGACAAACGAAAAAAUGUCACGUGGAAAACCGCAUCUGAUGAAAAUGUUUCAAGAUCUCGGCGAUUUUUAUAUGGAAUUCAAAUGGGACUUUCAAUCAUGGAUUCCACUAUUAUCAAGAAUACUUCCAUCAGAUGUUUGUCUAAUUUAUAAAAAGGGAAAUCUUUUGAGAAUGGACACAACGCUCGCGGAUUUUAGUGAAAGGAAUUGGGAACGUGGAGAUAUCACUUUUUUGUUCAAUGUGGAUGCACCGCCUGGCGAGCAACUCGUUGUGAUGGAUAAUAAGACUAAAGUUUUUCAGCGUGGACGACGGGAAGAAUCCGAAGCUGAAAUUGAUGAAGAAGUGGAUGUACUAAUGUCAACAGAUAUCGUAAAUGCACACAUGUCAACGAAAACCGUCGGUUUCAAACAAGCCUACUCGGGAUGGGUAUUCAAACAUGCAAGAGAAGAACAAAUGGGCGAUUUUCCUGUCAAUUUUUAUAGUGUUGAAGGGUUGAAAUUAACGACGCGGAAACGUAGGGAACACUUGACAAGUGAUGAUGUUAAGAAGAAUAAAUCAAUUUUGCACAGUUUGACCAGUGGACAUACGGUUAAUGAUGAUGAGUUUUCGAGCCUCCAACACCGAAAAUCGCUACCCCCACCGGGACGUCUUCCAACAACAUGGGAAGAAUAUUCUGGAGCUGCUCCAGGAGCCCCACCACAAAUGGGUCGACCACAAAUUGUGAAGACGAAUGAAAAACAGUUUAAGGCUCUUGUUGGGAUGAGUGAAGAAUUCCCGUUAUCAGUUGAUGUACUCGUUGAUUUAUUGGAAGUUGUUGCUCCGUUCAAACAUUUGGAUAAGCUGAGAAGAUUCUGCUCGGCGAGAUUACCGCCCGGAUUCCCUGUUUGUGUUGAAAUCCCACUUCUCGCCACAAUCGCCGCUAAAGUCACAUUCCAAAAGUUCCAGUUCACAAAUGACAUUCAGGACAAAAUGUUCACGAUCCCGACGUCGUAUCGUGAGGAUCCGACGCGAUUCCCCGAUCUGUAAUUACUACUAUACUAUCUAAAUAUAUACAUGCAUUUAUUUAUUCUGUGCUAUAUAAUCGUAUUUAUCACCAUUCUAAACUUUGUUUCUUUUCCCUUUUUCUCCCCUCGAGACCCUUUUUAACAACUUUUUUCAAUGUAAAACUACGGGUCGCUUAAUCGUAUUUCCUGACCAAAUCCUUCUCUCUCUCUCAGUUCAACUGAAACUUUUAAAAUUAUGUUUUUGCGUAUUUUCUCUGUCUCUCUCUAUGUAUUGUAUUUACCUCCCCCCCCCCCCCCCCCGAUCUACCCGAAUCCAAUUUAUUGCCCCCCAGCCAAAUUGUGUGCUGCUGCUGCUAUUACAUUAUUCCACACUAUAUAUAAAUUAAAAGCGGAUCAUCAUCACGCUGAAAAGCCGAACAACAUUAUAUUA